Molecule: messenger RNA, 4166 nt
Organism: Gryllus bimaculatus (two-spotted cricket)
Lineage: Eukaryota; Metazoa; Arthropoda; Insecta; Orthoptera; Gryllidae
Source: the annotation of a GenBank genome assembly
CGAGGAGAGGCGAUCGGGAUGGGCGAGGGCGUGGCGGCGGAAGGGAGGGGAGGAGUCCGCGGCGCGAACUGUUGGCAACGGCCUCCAGUCGCUGUAGUCAGUGGGCAAGCGGAGGCGGCGCUCUGCAAGUGAGCCCGCAGAGCCACCCACAACGAAGACGGCAGUCGUGGGUUCAAAACAGGUUCAGAUCGCGAAAAUGCCAAAUGACAGAAUAGGCUGGCAAUUUUUCGCCUGUUAUGCACGUACGUCGAGUGUCCCAGGCUGCGGACGGGCUACAGAGUCGUAAAAACUACACAGCCAUUCAACAUAAAUAAUAUAAAUUGUGACUUAUGUAAAGAGAUUUUAAUGACCUAAUAAAAAUAUUUCAAAGGGUUAAAUGUUUCUGGAAACUCAUACGCAUUAAGUUAUUAAUACCUACAAAAAUGUUAAAGUAUGAUUUGUGGCAAUCAUCGAUUAUCUAAAGUCAACGGUAUACAUUCGAGAUAUGUGUAGAUUUGGGGCCAAGAAUGAACUAAAGAAAUGUAAAUGCUAAUAUUAAACUAACAAACAAUGGAAUCUAUCAUAAGCAUUGUCAUGUAAGGUAUUCCAAUGAGCCACUCACAGGCCUCCAAUGUGCCUCUCGCAACCUCCAAUCCGCCACCCCACUACCCUCCUGGCGACCCUUCAAUGAGACACUCGCAAUCCUCCAAUGUGCCACUCGCAACCCUCCAAUGCACCACUCGCAAACCUCCAAUGCGCCACUCGACAACCCUCUAAUACGCCACUUACGACUCUCCAAUGCGCUACUCGAGACCCUUCAAUGUGUUACGUUUGGCCAUCGCUCGGUGAUCUCUGACAUAAUCGCUCCGCCUCAGGUAUGGCGUGCUGGAUGUGGCGCGUGUUGGGCGCUCUGGGGCACGCCUCAUGGGUGGAGUGGUGGCUGCUGGGCGGAGGCGCGCUUCUCCUCUUCCUGUACUGGCUGGGCACCCGGUCGUACGACCACUUCCGGCGGCGGGGCAUGCCCUUCGCGCGGCCGCUGCCCUUCGUGGGCAGCAUGGCGCCCGUGCUGCUGGGCCGUCUGUCCAUGGCCGACUGGGCGCUUCACCUGUACAGCGCCCACAGCCACCUGCCGGCCAGCGGCUUCUUCCAGUUCGCGCGCCCCAUGCUGCUGCUGCGAGACCCAGACCUCAUCAGGGCGGUCACCGUCAAGGCAUUCGACCACUUCGUGGACCACCAGCAGUUCAACACGGAGCGCGCGGAGCCCAUGUUUGCGAGGAUCCUCCUGGGGCUGACUGAUGGUGUGUUCGAGGUGGAGAUGAAGGACUUCUGUUCGAGACUCACCAAUGACAUCAUCGCGAGUAGUGCUUUCGGGAUAGAAUGCGAUUCCCUGCGGCAGCCAGAUAAUGAAUUCUACCGGAUGGGUCGCGACCUUACCAACAUUAAGGGGAUCAAGAUCCUGAUCUUAUUUGGCCACAUUCUGUGCCCCAAGAUCAUGGAGUUUUUUGGAAUCCGCUUGAACAGUAAUAAAGUGCAAGACUUUUUCCACAACACCGUGCACGCAACAAUCAACGAACGGCAGAAAAAGGGGAUAUUUCGGCCAGAUAUGCUGCAGCAACUCAUGCAGGCGCGCGAAGGAAUUCUCAAAGCGGAAGCAGGAGAUGAACCGGAAAGCAUCAAGGGCGCUAAACUAAAAACUUCUGUUCCUACGCCUUCGCCCAGCACCCCGACAUCCAGGAGCGGGCGCAACGGGAAGUGGACCAAGUCUUCGACAAGUACAGCGAUACGAUGUCGUACGACGCCGCUCAGGAGCUCAGAUAUACCGAAAUGUUCAUCAACGAUUCUGAAGAUACCGUUCAAAAGUUCAAAAAUUAGAAACUUUUAUCACAGUCUCAUUCACGACACCAUCAAGGAGCGCCAGCAGAAGGGCAUCUUCCGUCCCGACAUGCUGCAGCUGCUCAUGCAGGCGCGCGAAGGACAGCUCAAGGCGGAAGCUGGAGACGAGCAGGAGAACAUCUCGGGCGCCAAGCUGAAGAAGCUGACGGAUCUCGACAUGACGGCGCAAGCCGUCAUCUUCUUCUUCGCCGGCUUCGACACCGUGUCCACCGCCAUGAGCUACUGCGCCUACGCCCUGGCCCGUCACCCGGAGGUGCAGCAGCGCUUGCAGCGGGAGGUGGACGAAACCUUCGAGAAGAACGACGGAAAGCUCACGUACGAGGCCGUGCAGGAAGCCAAGUACUUGGACAUGUUCAUUAGCGGGUUCCGGUUCGCGCUGCUGGAGGCGAAGGUAGCCCUGGCCCACAUCCUUCGGCACCUGACCUUCCGGGAGACAGCCAGGACCCCCAAGGAGGUGGCGUACAGCCCCACCGACCUGAGCGGGGUCAUCGUGGGCGGCUUCUGGAUUCUAGGAAUACCCUUCAACAGCCCCCAAAUAAGGACAUUUUAUCACAGUCUCAUUCACGACACCAUUAAGGAGCGCCAGCAGAAGGGCAUCUUCCGUCCCGACAUGCUGCAGCUGCUCAUGCAGGCGCGCGAAGGACAGCUCAAGGCGGAAGCUGGUGACGAACAGGAGAACAUCUCCGGCGCCAAGCUGAGGAAGCUGACGGACCAAGACAUGACGUCGCAAGCAGUCAUCUUCUUCUUCGCCGGCUUCGAAACAGUGUCCACCGCCAUGAGCUACUGCGCCUACGCCCUGGCCCGUCACCCGGAGGUGCAGCAGCGCUUGCAGCGGGAGGUGGACGAAGCCUUCGAGAAGAACGGCGGAAAGCUCACAUACGAGGCCGUGCAGGAAGCCAAGUACUUGGACAUGUUCAUCAGCGGGUUCCGGUUCGCGCUGCUGGAGGCGAAGGUAGCCCUGGCCCACAUCCUUCGGCACCUGACCUUCCAGGAGACAGCCAGGACCCCCAAGGAGGUGGUGUACAGCCCCACCGACCUGAGCGGGGUCAUCGUGGGCGGCUUCUGGGUCGGGCUGGCGCCGAGGGCUCCUCGGCAGUAGGGCCGCAACGCGACCGCCUGCCCUUUCGGGCGCCUUCGCUUCACUUCAUUAUGUUAAAACCAAAAUACCAGUAUUGCUGGUCUGAUGAGAUUCAAGGUAUACACAAUCCGACAAUAACUCAUGUUUCAUUACGGAGUUUCAUUACAAGCAGAAUCAUUAAAGACUGGCUUGUAAGAGCAUUUAAAAACUGGUUGCUUUUACUACAAUAUAUUCAAAGGAAACAUAUGAACGAGGAAUAAAUUAUGUAUGUGUCGAGAUUUGUUACAUCCCCUUCUGAGCUUUAUAAAUAUUGUCUGGUAUGUAUGAUAGGUACUGUAUUUAUUUCUGAUAGUGGUAUCGUUCACACCACGCACAUAAGUGUUUGUUGAAAAUGAGCGUAACACAUUAUUGUAUGUGAGUUUACGCGACCGAUUUGUGUAAUUAUAAUAUUGUAAAGUAAUUUUAAAUGUUUUCAUAUGGUUUUUAGUUACAUAGUUUAAAUUAAACAUAUAUCAUGAAAUAAUUAUCUUAAACAAAAAACAAAUUGAAAAACGGUAUAUUGUAUAUUGAUUUAAACAAUUUCUCAUUUACAACUUAUAGAUUUGUUUAAUUAAUAAUGUAUUCACUUAUAUUUAUUAGACCCUGAAGAUAAAUGGCAAUAACUUUCGAAACGUUGGUCUAAAAAUUGUAUGAAUAUAAUAAAAAUGUAUUAUGUGAAUGUCUGCCAAAAAACUAAAAGACCUCUCAACCAAUUUAAAGAACACGUGUGUAGUGAUACCUUUUUCCGACAAUACUACGCACAACUGUAAUAAAAAUGACCUUAGCUCUAUAAUUUAAUAUCUCUGGCACUUGAUACAUUCACACCUAGACGCAAUUAAAACCAAUAUCCAAGUUACCUUUAUAAAUAAGAGUUAAGAAAAGUGUCAUAGCCGUUCUUAAAUAUGAACAUUCCGGUUUAGGCAAUCGAAUGUACUCGUAAAAAUAAACAAACAGUCAUCUCCUUUCUUAUAGAUACGUAGUUCUGUACGUUGAUGAACUGCCAAAUCGUACAACUCAUAGGUCACCCUAUGGUGAUGCGUAGCUAAACUAAUGCGCAAUGAUGCUCUCUUGAAUCUGUGAUGUAAUGCUCGGUGACAAAAGCCCACAAAAGUAAUUAUUUUGUAAAUACACUAAAUAUACGAUUUUUAAGAUUUAUGGUUGUAAAACAUGGCCUAUA